Arabis nemorensis is the source of this 357-nucleotide messenger RNA. The record is from the annotation of a GenBank genome assembly. Lineage: Eukaryota; Viridiplantae; Streptophyta; Magnoliopsida; Brassicales; Brassicaceae.
AUGGCGAAAAUGAACGUUUGUAUGAUGUUUUUUGUCGUCCUAUUUGCGACGAGUGCAUGGGUCGUCCAUACAUUUGCUGUAGAUGAAAAUGAGCCAAAGAAUUUAUGGGAUAAAUGUGUUGUUCCAAUCAGCCCAAAAUGUGCAUUGGAUAUAAUUGAUCAAGUUUUUGGAAAUGGAACCGUCUCUGAUUCCUGUUGCCGGGAACUUGUCAAAGAAGGAAAAGAAUGUCAUGAUACGCUUAUCAAAUAUAUCGCCAAUAGACCUAGCUUAAGUGCAAGCGAAACCAAGUACUUAAAGAAAAGGGAUGAAUUAUGGGCUCAAUGUGUAUCAGUCUCAAAAACCGUUGAGAUGGUGUAA